GUAGCGCGUUGGACUUCUAAACCACUGUAUCACCGAAAAAUCUCGUCAUUUGCCAUGACUCGGGAUGCUCGUCUGCGGUUAGGAGUCUAUCCAAAGGUUGUGGGUUCGAGCCCCACCGUGGAUGCUUUCCCUUUUUGCCCUUGGCCACGUACCGUCUGUCUGUCUGUGCCUUGCUCGAAUGUCGUCGUGGGACUGCCUCUCGACGAGCGAAGCCAGCAGACCACCUGUUUUGCGAGCUCAAACCACUCAGAAAUCACGGGCACAAAUGUGGCGUUGGCUGGAGGUGAGCUCAGCCACACAGCCUAGACCCUCCCUGUCUUUUGGCUGUGGCUGCCACCACACGGUCCUAUUGGAUCAAGCAGGCACUUACUUCCACGUGCAGAGAUCGUUCGAGAUUGUUCUUCCUGCAAUACGUGGUCACGUGUUUUGAUCUCGAUGCGCGAUAA
Molecule: messenger RNA, 446 nt
Organism: Microdochium trichocladiopsis
Lineage: Eukaryota; Fungi; Ascomycota; Sordariomycetes; Xylariales; Microdochiaceae
Exons: 1
Coding region: 122-430 (102 amino acids)
Source: RefSeq, a predicted model, not a curated record